GCGAAUCUCUUGGACUCAGCCUUCAAGGAGAUGCGGCAGAGCUUGAUCGACAGCCUCACCACGAGCCCAAGAUUCGACCAGGAUGUGGAGGCGGGGUUCAUCACUGUGGACGACCUGACAGAAAGGGAUGUCGACGCCCUUGGUGUGCUUGUCAACGCGGAUGGUCCGUCGAGAACCCCGCAGAGGCGGGUGACUACCGACGUCUGUAUGGACAGCCCUCUGGCAGGCAGAGAGGGAGACUUCGGCAUGGCCUCAGCUUCAGAAGCCAGUGACUUCGAGUCGGAGGACGGUGGUGAGGAAGGCUUUGUAGGAGGCCUGCAGCCAGCGCGCGAGCUCAUCACGGAUGCCUCGCGUUUGCUCCAGUCCCCGCAGGCCGUGAGCCUGGGAAGAGGGCCAGCCGUCGCGAGACGGCCGCAAGGACAUCCUCGAGGCCGGCGGCGGCUGGAGCCCCUGCUGCUGCCCUGGACCCCACAGGACCCAGUGCAUCUGCGCUUGGGUCAGACACUCCAGCCCGUCGGCCACUUGGGCGAGGAGAAACGUUUUCGAUCAUACCAGGUGAUGGCAUCCCUGAGCUUUGAGACGGAGAUGCAGCGGGCUGCACUUGUGAACCAGGUGCCAGCCCGUGCGUCCUCUUCAAGCAGACUCUCAGAGCCAACUCCGAGCCGGACCGGCACACCACUUCCUCCGGAGGAGCUGGAGCUCCAGCGUCGGUCGAUUGAAGAGGUCAUGCUUCCAAGGGCCCUCUCCCGGCCUUCUUCAGCAUCCUCGACGGUGCAGGCUGCAGGUCGUUUUGUGGGCCUGGAGGCUCGUUCUGCUAGCUCUCAAGGCUGUCUGCUUUCGAUGAGCAUGAAUGCAGACGACCCGCUGGUGGGUGAGGCUGAGGAGCCUGGCGCCUCGGAAGCCGCGCUCCCCUCCGAAGCCGAGGACCCGGAGAUCGGACCGGUUUCGGCGGGUCCUUUCUGUUCGGGAAGACCUCGGCCCCCGAGUGCGGCGAGCACCAAUCGGCCCGUUUGCAGCGUCGCCUUGCCUUCGGGGAUCCCCGACGGCUGGCGCUUGGUGGCACCGCCACCAGAGCGGGAGUCGCAGACGGAUCUCUCCAUGCAGGCUUCCAGCUUCGGUGGCUUCGGUGGCUUUGGUGGCUUUGGUGCUGGAGCAUCCGCCCAGGCACAAGCCGAGGAGUAUCUGGAUGUGCCGUUGGACGAGACGCUCCUCAGGCCGGCCGCGCCGCGCUGGGUGCGCACCGUGGUGGAGCGCAACCUCUCCGCCUGCGGCAGCGCGCUCUCGGACUCCACCGAGCUCCCCGAAGUGCCAGACUCUGCCGCGGAUCUCUCGGCCUUUGCGGUCGAGCAGUCGCCAGCAUUCCCAGAGAGUACUCCUUUGUCUUGGUCCUUGUGGGAUGGUCCGCCGACCAGCGAUCAGCUCUUCCCCACACGGCCACCGAUGCCAUCAGCACGCCCAUCCUCUCGAGGCGAAUCGAGCAGCGAACUGAAGGCACGGGGGCAUCGAUGUUGCACCCCAGAGGUCACAGAGACGCUGCACCUCCCAGCUGUUUCUGCACAGGCAAGUCCAGCCACCCUCGAGCGAGACGCCCCGUCGUCCGCUCGCGGUCGACGUGCAGGCCAGGU
Messenger RNA from Symbiodinium sp. CCMP2456, 1625 nucleotides. Lineage: Eukaryota; Dinophyceae; Suessiales; Symbiodiniaceae. The record is from the annotation of a GenBank genome assembly.